Messenger RNA from Tetrahymena thermophila SB210, 729 nucleotides. Its product is annotated as cytochrome P450 family monooxygenase. The transcript has a single exon. Gene Ontology annotation, molecular function: monooxygenase activity; heme binding; oxidoreductase activity, acting on paired donors, with incorporation or reduction of molecular oxygen. Lineage: Eukaryota; Ciliophora; Oligohymenophorea; Hymenostomatida; Tetrahymenidae. The record is from RefSeq and is a predicted model, not a curated record.
AUGUUGAAAAUUCUUAUUACUUUUUUAGGUUUAUUCCUGUUUCUUUUGGUUUUUGUUGUCUACAAAGUUUUUAUCUACCCAUAUUUGAGAUUAUCCACUUUCUCAAAGAAACAUGGAAAAAAAGUUAAAGUCUACUUUAAUUUUGGGGUAGGCCUUUUAAAAGAAUACAAAUAAAGCUUAAUCUAAUACAAAGAUAGUUUAGCUUUUUUUCGUAAUUUACACCAGAAGAGUUUGUAAGCUAUCGCUUUUUGCUUUGGUACCAAAGUAGGAUUGAUUUUUGUAGAUUCUAAUUUAAUUAAAUAGGUACACUAAAAUCAUGAAGCUUUUAUGAAGAUUGAUGCUUCUAUGGCUAUAAUAUAUUUAUUUGGUGACUCUUUAAUCUAUGCGAAAGGUAAGGAAUGGUAGCGCUAAAGAAAAUUUUUAGGAAAAUCAUUCCAUUUUGAAGAAAUUAAGAAUUAUCUACCUUCAAUUAAAGAGACAUCUAUAAAAAUAUUUGGAGAAAUCAAAGACCAGUUAAAAUAAUCAGAUCAAAUGGAAAUAUAAGUUGUUAAAACAUGUGAAUCAGUUACUUCUGAAGUAGUUUUUAGAGUUUUCUUUGGAUAAACAUCUUAAAAUUUGAAAAAUACAAAGGAAGAUGGAAGCUAAAUUUCAGUUGCUUAAGAACUUGUUUCAACUAUUACUAAUUCCUUUCAAAUUCUAUAGAAUGAUAAAAUAUCACUCAUAAAAUGA